GAUAUUGUAGAGGUACCAAAUUGUGUUGGUGAUUUAAAACAUCUUAGAUAUCUCAAUUUCUCGUACACUCAUAUCACAAGGCUACCCGAUUCAAUUGUCGGCUUGUGCAAAUUACAAGCUUUGAUCUUAAGAGGAUGUCAAAACCUUUCAAAGUUGCCUCAAGGUAUCACAAAAUUGGUCAGCUUACGGUUUCUUGAUAUUAGAGAUACGGGAAGUCUCAAAGAGAUGCCGUUUGGUAUUGGUAAUUUAAAGAACCUUAUUAUCUUGUCGAAGUUUGUGGUAGGAUCACGUAAAGGGUCGCGGUUGGAGGAGCUAAACAGCUUGCCACAUCUUCAAGGAGAAUUAUUCAUAUCAGAAUUGCAAAAAGUGGAAGAAGUUAGAGAUGUAGUUGAUGCUAAUUUGCUUCAAAAGCAAGGCCUUACGAACUUAUCCUUGCAUUGGGAUGAACAUUUGGAAAAUCUCCAAAAUCAUGAGCUCGAAGCACAAGUGCUCGAGUCUUUGCAACCUCACAUUAAUCUUGAAAAUCUCAAUAUUUCGAACUAUGGUGGUGCAAUAUUCUCUUCAUGGUUAGGUGGUCCAUCCUAUACUAAAACAGUGUCUUUGUGCUUGCGGGGCUGUCCUAAUGCUAUAUUGCUGCCCCCACUUGGACAACUACCUUCACUUAAAGAAUUAUCUCUUGAAGGUCUACAUGCUGUAAGAAUGAUAGGCUCUGAAUUUUACGGAAGUAAAAGGCCUUUCUCAUCCUUGAGAACUUUAAAGUUGAAAGAGAUGUUGACAUGGAAGACUUGGUUUCCUUAUGUCGGGGGUCCAAAAGAAGAAGUCGCAUUCCCCUGCCUUCAACAACUUGUUGUUCGAAGUUGUCCUUCAUUGAUCGGGACAUUGCCUUGUCAGCUUGAUUGUCUCAUAAAACUUGAAAUCCAUUCGUGCCGGCAUUUGAAUAACUCAAUUAGUGAGGUUUGUCUUCCUUCUCUCCGUGAGUUAUACCUUGAGGAUUGUAACGAGGGGGUCUUAAAGUUUUUGGUCAACCCGACUUCUUUGACCAUUCUUGGAAUUCAAAAUCUUGCCGAGCUUGUUUGCUUUGAUCAAGGGUAUAUGAGGUGCUUGGUCAAGCUGAAGGAGCUUCAUAUAGGACGCUGUGACAAGCUAACAUACUUAUGGCAAGAUGGAAAUGAAAUACUAAACCUUACUUGCCUCCAGAAAUUAGCCAUCGAAAGCUGUCCUCUAUUCACAUCUUUUGUGGCAGGAGAUGGAGAAAUAGAGCUGCCGUGCAGCUUUGAAAGGAUGGAAUUGAGUAAUUGCACGAGUUUAGAAAAGCUUCCAAGCAAGUGGCACACAUUUAAACAUUUGAUAAUUAGGAAGUGUCCAAAAAUCACGGGACUAACCAUUCCUCUGGAUGACCCCAGCAGCAAUAACCCGUUAUCUCAACUUGAAUAUCUUCGGAUUAUCGAUUGCGAUUCUCUGACAUCCUUUCCGCUUGCCAAGGGAAGCCUUGAUGCUCUGAAGACACUUUGUAUUGGCGAGUGCGAGGGAGUGGAGUCAAUGAAAGAGAUCACCGUAGAAUCGCUCGAAGAAAUGACAAUCGAUAGCUGUGUGAAUCUGGGAAGCCUACCACAGUGCCUUCACACGCUUUUCCAUCUCACUCGUUUGGAGAUAAGUGGCUGUCCAGCAUUGGAGAUAGAGGAGGACUUCCCUCCCCUUCCCAUCACCCUCUCAUCUUUCUAUCUUAUGAAUUGUCCGAAGAUAAAGUGUCUACCAAAUCAGUGGCAUCAUCUUACCUUCCUCCACGCGCUAUGGAUUAUCAAUUGCCCAAAUAUCGAAUGCUUCCCCAAAGGAGGUUUCCCUCCCAAUUUGCGGGAACUUGACAUUUCAGGGUGCGAGAAUGUGAAGCAGGCAGUGAGAGAAUGGGGCUUACCCCUCCUCACCUCCCUCCAGACUCUGAUGAUUGACUUUGGAAGGAGCAUGGGUGGAGGGGAGGGAGACAAUGUGUGCUUUCCUUCUUCGAAGGAGGAGGAGGAUGCGUGGAGUCUUCUCUUCCCUUCCUCUCUAACCGAACUUGAGAUAACAAAUAUGAGGAAGGUGGAAAGACUAUCAAGCGGUCUUCACAACCAUCUCUCCUCUCUCACACGUUUAGCGAUUUACGAUUGCCCAAAGUUGAGGUACUUGCCAGAGGAUGGCCUCCCUCCCUCCCUCCCUCCGAUGUCUGGAGAUAGGUGGAUGCUCAAAGAAUCUGGAAGAAGGAUGCUCAAAACUCACUGGCCACUAUUGGCCCCUCAUCCAAGACAUCCCCAGCAUCUACAUUGAUUGACAUCAAUGACGCCCGAUCCUUAUUCUCCGUGGACUGCUGUUUUCUUCCUCAGGCAGUGAGAGAAUGGGGCUUACCCCUCCUCACCUCCCUCGAGACUCUGGAAAUCGACUUUGGAAGGAGCAUGGGUGGAGGGGAGGGAGACAAUGUGUGCUUUCCUUCUUCCAAGGAGGAGGAGGAUGCGUGGACUCUUCUCUUCCCUUCCUCUCUUACCUCUCUUGAGAUAAGAAAUAUGAGGAAGGUGGAAAGACUAUCAAGCGGUCUUCGCAACCAUCUCUCCUCUCUCCAACAUUUAACAAUUUCGUU
Molecule: messenger RNA, 2608 nt
Organism: Rhodamnia argentea
Lineage: Eukaryota; Viridiplantae; Streptophyta; Magnoliopsida; Myrtales; Myrtaceae
Product: putative disease resistance protein At3g14460
Exons: 3
Coding region: 226-2301 (691 amino acids)
Source: RefSeq, a predicted model, not a curated record